UCUAUAUCAGAGAAGUCUAAUCCAUUAUUUCCUAUAUGUUUUAUAAAAUUGAUAAAUGGAAACAGAAGUAUUAAUUAAAUUUUAAUACAUUCGGUUUUUUUUAUAACGUAGAAUAAAUUCAUAUAGAUCUGUUCUACUACAAGGCUAUUGGCUAUCUCAGGAAAUGAGUAACUGUGUCCCAUCAAGAGACCCUGUAACAUUUACUCUCCCCUUUGCCUUUCUCAGGUCUGGUUGGCUUCUUGGACCAGCAGGAACCAGCGCGUAGCAAUUAAGGUCAUACCAAAGACCUCGCAGGUUGAGACGGAAGCCCGAGUGCUACGCAUUACUAAAGGCAGCCAUUUCCUUUGUCACACCUAUGGGGCCUUUCAAUCACAGAACCAUGCCUAUAUUAUCCUGGAGUACAUCAGAGGGGGCACUCUUAUGGCUGGGAUGAGGAAAGCAGGGCACCUGGAGGAAGACGCCAUUGCUUUUUACUCAGCAGAGAUGAUUUGUGGCCUUCAGUUCCUUCAUUCCAAGGGGAUCAUCCAUCGCGACCUGAAACCAGCUAAUAUAAUGCUAGACCAAGAAAGUCACAUAAAAAUAGUUGACUUUGGUCUAGCAAAGGAAAACAUCUCCGGGAACGACACCACCACACGCAAGGCUGGAACACCUCGCUAUAUGGCACCGGAGGUGAUUGAAGAAAAGGAGUAUAAUGCAGCAGCUGAUUGGUGGUCAUUGGGUAUCAUCAUCUACCAAAUGGCCACCUACACAUUCCCAUUUACCAGCCCAAUGGGGAAACAACUAUCUCCACUCACGGAUGAGCCCUUUUAUCCCAGCUGGCUCAGUGAUGAACUGGUGGACCUCCUGCAAGCGCUAUUGGAGAAAGACCAUCAUCUUCGUCUUGGCAAAAACGGGAAGAUCAGGGAGCACCCUUUCUUUCGUUGUAUUGACUGGGUGAAACUGGAAAAUCGCCAACUAACACCACCUUUCCAGCUAGCAGUGCGAUCAGUUAAGAACUUCAGGGACUCUGAAGGAGAGUCACCAUUUUUUUCAAGAAAGAUAUUCUUGAACAAAAGAAACAGAGUCCUAGAGGAGUUCUCCUUCCUGGAUCCCGACUUGCAGGAGUGACACCAAGGCCAAUAACUAUGGUCAUGUCCACCAGUUCUGAACACCGUGUACAGCUGCUGCAUGGAAGCCACAUCAUCAUCUGCUGAAACUGCCCAGGAGUAACAUCUAAAUCUUUCCUGUUGACUUCCAAUGGGGCAACAUGUGAGGAGGAGAGGAAAGUAUAAAUAGAAAUUUAGGUUAGGCUAUUACAUAUGUUUAACCCUUUAAGUGUUUUUACAACCGCUGCGCUUGUUUUUAAAGUAUUUUUGUGUGUUUUUUAGCAGUUGCAUAAUUAAUUUCUGUUUUUUCUUAUUGCCUAUAACUUAUAACUUAUAACUUUUUUAUUGGUAUUGGGUGCUGAGUUUGCAGUGACGUUGGUGGAUCCAGGGCUCUGGCCACUGAUUUCAUUGCAAUAAUUGUUCAUAUGUUGGUU
This is a messenger RNA of Xenopus tropicalis (tropical clawed frog), 1519 nucleotides long. RefSeq names its product protein kinase C delta type-like. NCBI's taxonomy places the organism in Eukaryota, Metazoa, Chordata, Amphibia, Anura, Pipidae. The coding region runs from base 421 to 1107 and encodes 228 amino acids. The transcript is spliced from 7 exons. Gene Ontology annotation, molecular function: protein kinase activity; kinase activity; transferase activity. The record is from RefSeq and is a predicted model, not a curated record.